Acanthochromis polyacanthus (spiny chromis) is the source of this 1954-nucleotide messenger RNA. Its product is annotated as glycine N-acyltransferase-like protein 3. The coding region runs from base 167 to 1024 and encodes 285 amino acids. The transcript has 5 exons. Gene Ontology annotation, cellular component: mitochondrion. The record is from RefSeq and is a predicted model, not a curated record. Gene Ontology annotation, molecular function: glycine N-acyltransferase activity. Lineage: Eukaryota; Metazoa; Chordata; Actinopteri; Pomacentridae.
CGAAGCUUUUAUUUUGACACUUCAGACCGGAAACACAUGCAGUAAUGAGACGUGUAUGAGAAAUCUGUACAUUGAUCGGCUGUCAAUAAUUCAUAAACACUGACCCCUUUUCAGUGAGGCUGACACACAAUUAACCAGACUGUUGAGGAAAGUCCAGCAGUUAAACAUGAAAGUUCUGGAUAAAGACGAGCUGCAGGUCGCUGAACAAGUUUUGCUCCAACACUUACCGAAGAGCUACAAGGUCUACGGUUUCAUACAUGCUAUCAACAGGAACAAACCACCUACACAGCAGCUAGUCGUUGAUUCGUGGCCUGAUUUUAAAGUCAUUAUUUGUCGACCUGAUCCCAUGAACAAGCGUGCCCUGGACUUCAGGAAAAAGGUUUCAUACUACAGCAUGGAUGAACAGAUUUUAAGGAAAAUGCUGACAGAAGAAAAUGCAAUUGACUGGAGCACUUAUUUCCUAAUUGGAGGAUUUGACUUUUCUCAUGCACCUAUGCUCAAGGAAGUGUCCUCUGACAGAAAAGUCAACAACAGAAUCUUUACUUUGGUGCAUCUUUUGCAUUUGCCAGACAUCAACUAUCUGCUCCCACCAGCAGUCGACAGCUUAUGCAUUUUUCUUUACAGUGAGCUUGAGUCAAGGGUUUCAUCUCUUAACCUUUCCCAUGUGGACUUGGUGAAUAAAACAUGGAAGUUUGGAGGGAACGAGCAGAGUUACAUGACCAUUAAAAAUUUCAUCAGCAACUUCCCAUCAGGCUGCAUCACGGAUGGCCAGGGUGAGCCGGUGUCCUGGAUUCUGAUGUAUGAUUACUGCGCCAUGGGUUUGCUGUACACUCUGCCAGAGCACAGAGGAAAAGGCUAUGCCAAAGUGUUGGUCAGCACCAUGGCCAAGAAGCUCCACGCCGAGGGCUACCCAGUGUACUCCUUCAUAGAGGAGGACAACAUUGUAUCUUACAAACUCUAUAAAAACCUGGGCUUCAUUGAGGAUGCCUCUUACAGGGCAGCAUGGUUUGAGUUCAACUUUUGACUUGGCAUCUCUUAAACAUAAGGCAGAUAAAUAUAAACAAGCUUUCUUAACAUGAAAAAAUAUGAUUAAAAUGUAAAGUAUUGCAAGUCAAAGGUGAUUAUACAGAUAUGUAAUGUUUUAUUUUUAAGAUGUUUUCAGUGAUGGAAUUGUAAUCACUCUUGGUCUACAGUACAUUUCAAGAUGGAGUUUAUAAGCUUCCCAAAGCACUACAUUAAACUUGGACCAAAACAGUUUAAGUUUAGUGUAAGAGAUCUUGAUUUAAAUAAAUAAUACAACAAUAAGGACAUUUUUUUCAUACCAUGCAUACCCUACAGUGUCUAAAAGAGAGAUCCAAAUGAAAUUGAGCUGUAUUAAUUUACUCUUUGCUUUCUGUUAGCGCUGAAUAAUUAUAAAAAAUCAAACACAAACAAACAGUACCCUCUAUUACUCUGUAGAGUAGUAGAGGGUACUGUAAAGAUGAGAAACACAUGCAAUAAAUGGAUAAAAUAAAUAAUGUGUUGCUGACAGUGAAGUGUAAAUACUGAGCAGUCACAAGACAAGUUGUAUUAUGAAGAGAGGAGCUGAAUCUGUUACUGUUAUUACCGGAAGAAUGAGGAGGACAUCAGUGCUGCUCUUCCUCACAGUGAUGGAGAGAAAACUCUUCACCUCAGACAACCACAGCUGGAUGUUCAUAUUCUCUGCAGCUCUUAGUCCAUCAGACCAGAUGUUCCCAACAAUCCAGACCAAGACUGGAAGGAAAAGACACUAAUAGUGAACAAAAUAUCUACAAGGUUCAAAUAUCAGAGUGACCACAACAGGGUAUGAAUGUAACACAAUAGACUAUUAUGUUUUUGUCCUAUUUUUUUAAUCUUCUGGAAAUGCUUGUUUUCCUGCUUGAGGCCAAAUAAUAUUUUACUGCCUUAAAUGGACAAUAAAGUUUAUUCUUUUUCA